Messenger RNA from Exaiptasia diaphana, 840 nucleotides. RefSeq lists its product as uncharacterized. Lineage: Eukaryota; Metazoa; Cnidaria; Anthozoa; Actiniaria; Aiptasiidae. Gene Ontology annotation, molecular function: aspartic-type endopeptidase activity. The record is from RefSeq and is a predicted model, not a curated record. The transcript has a single exon. Gene Ontology annotation, biological process: proteolysis. The coding region runs from base 1 to 840 and encodes 279 amino acids.
AUGACAAAGGGACCGCCUAUUAGCGUGAUUGAUCAUCAAGCGCUACAACGCUUCGCUGAUGAGGUACAAGCAAACUACGAUACACUGGCUUCAAUGGGAUUUCUAUCAGAGGUCAACAAGGAUAUGCUUGGGAAAAUACUGUCACGGCUACCAAGAGGAACCCAAAACAAAUUUAUUGAACACUUAAGAAAGCUUGAAACUACAGGACACUCGAUGCCGUCGUUCACAGAUGUUGUGAAUUUCCUAAAGGAUAGAGCACAAGUGGCCAACCACCCAUUUUUCUCAUCGUCAUCGCAGCCAACGACAAGGUUGCCUAUCAAACAACCUGUCAAACCUACACAUAGAUCAUCUACGUUUACUACUACAGCAACAACAUCUAAGGAACUGUGCACGAAGUGUUCUAAGGAUCAUGCUCUGUACAAAUGCGAUGCCUUUAAGGCACUAACUCCACGUGAAAGAGCGGACUUUGCAAAGAACAAUCAUCUCUGCUUCAAGUGUCUGAGCUCAAAGCACAGUGCAAAACAAUGCAAGUCCACGGCUCGAUGCCGUGCCAGUGGUUGCGGAAAGUUACACCACACUCUGCUUCAUUUUGAAAGAAAGGAAGAGAACUCUGUGACAACACCGGCUAGUGAUGUGCCCAAAGCUAACUUCUGCGUAGCUGCAAAGAAGAUUUCUCGAGGAGCACUCUUACAGGUCCUCUCUCUACGAGUAACAAGCCUGCAAGGAGACACUAUAACAACGUAUGGUCUGUUAGACUCUGGCUCAGACUUGACAAUGAUUGACUCUUCCCUUGCUCUACUGCUUGGGAUGAAAGGCACUUUGGAUAACUACUUUGAGUGA